GCCGCGGUGGGAGUUCGAAGGUGGCAACUGCCGGACGAAGAGAACGGUCUACAGAACAGCGAACCGGGAGGAUACAGUAUUUAAUGAAAAAUCCAAGUUUAAGCAAUAAAAAUGGCAGGCUUCCUCGAUAAUUUCCGAUGGCCAGAAUGUGAAUGUAUUGACUGGAGUGAGAGAAGAAAUGCCGUGGCUUCCGUGGUCGCAGGCAUAUUGUUUUUCACAGGUUGGUGGAUAAUGAUUGAUGCAGCAGUGGUGUAUCCUAAACCAGAACAGUUGAACCAUACUUUUCACACCUGUGGCGUGUUUUCCACAUUGGCUUUCUUCAUGAUAAAUGCUGUGUCCAACGCACAGGUGAGAGGCGAUAGCUAUGAAACCGGCUGUCUAGGAAGAACAGGUGCUCGAGUUUGGCUCUUCAUUGGUUUCAUGUUGAUGUUCGGGUCACUUAUUGCUUCCAUGUGGAUUCUGUUUGGGGCAUAUGUUACCCAGAAUACUGAUGUUUAUCCAGGACUAGCUGUGUUUUUUCAAAAUGCUCUCAUAUUUUUUAGCACGCUGAUCUACAAAUUUGGAAGAACUGAAGAGCUCUGGACCUGAGAUGACUUCUUUUUUUUGUACCGGGAAUAGAAGUCAUGACCUCACGCUUGCCAGGCAGGCGCUGUGCUGCUGAGCUAUAUCCCUGGCCCCUAAGAUCACUUCAAUCACAUUUUCCUUUUGUUACAUUCCAUUUGUAGAUAAGUUUUUAUCUCUUUGAUAUAAUUUACACAUUGCCAAAUGGAACACCGUGUACAUUAAAUGUUUUACGUUUCUGUGCUGAGUUAUGAAAUAGGUUUAUGAAAUUUCUGUCCUUUUUUCAUUGACUGGACUAUUAAUAUGUAUAUAAUAUGAGACUAUGUAGGUUGAAUGAUGAAUAUCAGUUUUUUAUUCCUGACACUUGAGGCUUGAUUUAUUCCCAGAGCCAGGAUUGUAUCAUGUCUUUUAGAGGUAAAUACUGUCUCAGUGUCUCUAAUUUCUGAAGAUGUAAAAAAUGUACCUCUGUAUACCUGGAAUAUGUACCAAGCCAUUUAAAAAGGUAUUUCUGCAAGUUGUAAUUUAUUUUGGCUUAAAAAUGAGAUUUUUUAAAGGAAAAAGUUUGUUCUUCUGUAUUAAAGAAGUAGACUUUUAUAUGAAGAUUUUUAAAUACGAACAAAGUUUAAAUAGAUUUCCUCUGCUGUGAAUUUAUUGGAGAAGGGAUAAUACAUGAUCAAAUAAAUUUGGUUUUUAUGGUUAAUGUGUGAAGACUGCAAGGCUAUUCAGUGAGCUACUAUAAAAGCAGCUUCAGGGGUCUGCGGGGUUCUCUUCUGACAUGCCUGCUGUUGUGAGGUGUCACACAGUUGUGUAGCAAGCAAGUCUGAGACCACUGCAGUUGAGAAGCAUGAACCAUGUUACAGAAAGUGGAAUAGU
This is a messenger RNA of Chinchilla lanigera (long-tailed chinchilla), 1434 nucleotides long. RefSeq names its product transmembrane protein 50B (gene Tmem50b). The record is from RefSeq and is a predicted model, not a curated record. The transcript has 7 exons. Gene Ontology annotation, biological process: protein targeting to vacuole; late endosome to vacuole transport via multivesicular body sorting pathway. Lineage: Eukaryota; Metazoa; Chordata; Mammalia; Rodentia; Chinchillidae. The coding region runs from base 112 to 588 and encodes 158 amino acids.